Molecule: messenger RNA, 2043 nt
Organism: Ciona intestinalis (vase tunicate)
Lineage: Eukaryota; Metazoa; Chordata; Ascidiacea; Phlebobranchia; Cionidae
Product: BTB/POZ domain-containing protein 17
Molecular function (GO): protein binding
Source: RefSeq, a predicted model, not a curated record
ACCGCUUGGUGACGCUAACCAAGGGGUGAUUGUUUAUGUUCGGUGGUUGAUAACGUAUUACUGCUGUGAUCUGUAACGUUGCAGUUCUUUUGUGUUGUUAAAGUUACUCUUGCAUCAUGGCAACAGCUUCAGCAAAUACAUCUGUCAGCGAAGAUGAACUGAUAGGCGAUAAGAAUGUGAUAGUGGAGUCGAUAUCAAGGUUUUAUAACAGCACAGAAAUGAGUGACAUUGUAUUAAAACUUGGAAACCAGCGAUUCAGUUCACAUCGUUUUGUGCUUGUUCUUUUAAGUGAUGUGUUUCGUGCAAUGUGUUCCAAAAGAUGGGAUAAUAACAAAGUGAAUGAAAUUGAACUGAAUGAAAAUGAGCAAUGUAUUCCUGUGUUUCCACGCUUCUUACAUUUUCUAUACCAUGGUACUGUGUAUGUGAACACAACCACUGCGUUACCUUUACUUAUGUUGGCGGAUAAAUACAACGUGCAACCACUGAAGCAAUCAUGUGAACGAUAUGUUCAUACUCAGGUCCAUGAAGGCAAUGUAAUUGGAGCUAUCCGAUGGCUGCCAUAUUUACAACUAUGCGGCCACCGUGAUUUAGAAAACUCUUGCAUUGAAGUUAUUGUAAUGGAAAUGGAAUUCGUUCUCAAAUUUGACGACUUCCUGCUGCUUAAUCUUGACUUCCUAGUUUUGUUGUUGGGACGAAACGACAUUGUUGUCUCGUCCGAGUAUUCCUUGUACAAGGGAGUUGUUAAAUGGUUGGAAGCAAACAACAGCGGCGACAAUCAAAACAACUUUGAAGUUCUCAUUCCACAAAUACGUUUCUCCAUGAUGUUUCCAGAGCAACUAAUCGAAAUUGAAAAAUCAGAGUUUUAUCGUCUCCACCAAGAUGUUAUCGGACCUUUCCUAUCUCUUGCUCACCGUUUUCGAUCUUUGGCUUUGGAGGUAUCAGAUGAUUCAUUUUGUGACAACAUCUACCGACCAAGGAACUACACCAACAGUGUGUGGUGUCAUUACGUUACACUUGAUGCUGACAGCGUUAAUUUCCACAAUAAAUGCGUCAAUCUACAGAAUGCAAACGACAUGCUCAUGUCAGCACAUCAGCGUGACCCAAACUGGCAGGUCCAGGUUCUCAACAGUGAAAAGAGAGACAACAACAGCAGUGUAUUAUCAUCAGAACGUGGUUUUCGGCGUCAAAGCAGCACAUUAUUCGCGAACCCUUCAGCAGCCACUUCCACAAUCCCAUUGUAUGUGAUGAUACGUCCUUUGCGACCGGUGCGUUCCAAUAUUGUGGUUGACAUCUCAAUGUUUCAAGUGAAGAAGGAAAAGUUAAGUCACCACCUUGACACAAAGUCACUUCUACCAGAUUCGAAUUUAGCAGAAAACGGAGCAGUUGGAAAUGGAUCACAGAGACCAAAGAUUCAGAUCAAUGGCCCUCGAUUCUUCUACCCUGCCACAUCCACACGUGAUAAGAUGUUUCAAUCGGUUCCCAUACAUUUCUCACUACUGCCGCAAACAGCUUCUGAACAGAAAGUCAUUCUUCACCAUGAAUUUAACCGGGAUAGCCUGGAACACCCGCCCGAGAUCCCUUGCGUGUCGUUUGGACCUCAUUUCACCAACCCUGCCCGCCCCGUGCACACUGUCCGUCUCGCCAUCAUCACUAAACCAAGAUUUCGAUCAAAUGACGACGUAGCAGCGGAAGCUAACAAUGAGGAAGAUUGUGCUGAUGAAGCUCUUCCAAUUCUAGGCUGAUUGAGUGAAAUUACUUUGACAACUACAAGGGGCAUAGUUAGCUAGCCGACACUGACACUUAGUGAAUUGUUUGGUACCCCCAGCUACAUGUUGUGGUAGCUUCUCAUGCUGUUCCAUUUUUAGUUAUUGUCACACAAUUUUCAGGUUUUCUGUUAGCUAAGAUGAUUUUUUGUUUCUAUUUGUCAUUUUAAGCUAUUCCGCUGUCUUUAACAUUCCAGUGUGAAUUAGUAAUGCUUAUUUAUUAGAUACCUGGAGAGUGCAAUUUACGUAAUAAACCACACACACACACACACUCAAAAAA